Blumeria graminis f. sp. triticale is the source of this 717-nucleotide messenger RNA. Lineage: Eukaryota; Fungi; Ascomycota; Leotiomycetes; Helotiales; Erysiphaceae. The record is from the annotation of a GenBank genome assembly.
AUGAGCGUGAAAAAAGAAUUGCGGUCUAUGAUGAGACAGAAGCUCUCGUCUGUAGGGUCCGGGGUGAUUAGUGAACAAAGUGGCUACAUUUUAAAGGCUAUCAGCGCCACUCCCCAAUACAAGAGUGCUAAGCGCAUCGGUAUUUAUCUCUCUAUGCCCAAGGGCGAAGUUCAAACAGAUGAGAUUGUACGGGAUGCUCUCCGACUAGGCAAGCAGGUAUUUGUCCCUUACAUUACCCAAGGCUCAGUGAAGUCCUCCAAAAAGUCAGCCUCGAGUAUGGAGAUGGUAGACUUGCUAUCUCUAGCCGACUAUGAGUCACUGGAGCGGGAUAAUUGGGGAAUUCCAUCAAUCGCUGCGCACACAAUCGGGCAGCGGGAACAGAUCCUUCAAAACUCACCUGCCAAUAAAGGGCUCGAUAUGAUUCUUGUGCCUGGACUCGCUUUCCAGGUGGACCCUAUCUCCAGCUUGGUGAGACGGCUAGGGCAUGGUAAGGGCUAUUAUGACAGGUUUUUAAACCAGUACAAGAUAAAAUUUACGACGAAUGGUGGGCAAGCAGAUCGCACAAGUGAUGUAUUACUUCACGGACUGGCUCUCAAAGAACAGGUUUUAACUGCGGAAGACGAGAUGUCCAUACCUAUAGAGACUCAUGAUUUCCUUUUGCAUGGUCUGGUAGUCGGUGAUGGAAGCCUCUUAGAAGCCCCACAGCAGCAAAUAUAG